Molecule: messenger RNA, 2254 nt
Organism: Syngnathus typhle (broad-nosed pipefish)
Lineage: Eukaryota; Metazoa; Chordata; Actinopteri; Syngnathiformes; Syngnathidae
Product: dnaJ homolog subfamily C member 7-like
Exons: 14
Coding region: 36-1523 (495 amino acids)
Molecular function (GO): protein binding
Source: RefSeq, a predicted model, not a curated record
CGUCACGACGCGGUCGUCCUUUCUAGAAAAAAAAAAUGGCUGCUGUUGACAUCGACGUGCCGGUGGAUGCUGAAGCUCAGCUUCACAAUGCGGGCGAAUUAGAACGUCAGGCUGAAGGCUUCAAGGAGCAAGGCAAUGCGUUCUACAGCAAGAAAGACUACUCGGAGGCCUUCAAUUUCUACACCAAGGCAAUUGACUCAUGUCCCACAAACGCCAGCUAUUACGGCAACAGGGCAGCCACACUCAUGAUGCUCUGCCGCUUCCGGGAAGCGCUGGAAGAUUCCCAGCAGGCCGUGCGCUUGGAUGACUGCUUCAUGAAAGGUCAUUUACGUGAGGGCAAGUGCCACCUGUCUCUGGGCAACGCCAUGGCUGCCGCACGCUGCUUCCAGAAGGUUCUGGAUCUGGAGCCCAGUAAUCGAGAGGCACAACAAGAGAACAAGAAUGCAGAAACUCUGCUAGAGUUUGAGCGCUUGGCGGAUUUUGGCUUUGAAAAACGAGACUUCAGAAAGGUGGUGUAUUGUAUGGACCGGGCCUUGGCUCUGGCGUCCGCCUGCCAUCGCUUCAAAAUCCUCAAGGCAGAAUGUUUGGCUCUGCUGGGACGCUACCCGGAGGCUCAGUCCGUCGCCAGUGAUAUCUUGAGGUUGGACUCCACGAACGCAGACGCGCUUUACGUGCGAGGCUUGUGUCUUUACUACGAGGACUGCAUCGAUAAGGCCGUGCAGUUCUUCGUGCAGGCUCUGCGCAUGGCGCCCGACCACGAGAAAGCCCGGCUCGCCUGCAGAAAUGCCAAAGCCUUGAAAUCCAAGAAGGAGGAAGGAAAUCUGACAUUUAAGAACCACAGCUAUGAAGCCGCCUAUCAGCUGUAUAGCGAAGCCCUCAGGAUAGAUCCCAACAACAUCAAGACCAACGCCAAACUCUACUGCAACAGAGCCGCAGCAGGAGCCAAGAUGAAUAAACCCAGUCAGGCCAUCGAAGACUGCACCAGUGCCAUCAAGCUGGACGACACUUACAUCAAGGCCUACUUGAGGAGAGCGCAGUGCUACAUGCACACAGAACAGUACGAAGAGGCUGUCCGAGACUACGAUAAAGUAUACCAGACUGAAAAAACUUCAGACCACAAGCAUCUGCUGAAGACGGCCAAGUUGGAGCUGAAGAAGAGCAAGAGGAAAGAUUACUACAAGGUCCUGGGAGUGGGCAAGAACGCCACCGAUGACGAAAUAAAAAAAGCUUACCGCAAACGGGCCAUGAUGCACCACCCAGACCGCCACAGUGCGGCCGCCCCCGAGGUGCAAAAGGAAGAGGAGAAGAAAUUCAAAGAAGUGGGCGAGGCCUUCACCGUUUUGUCAGACCCUAAAAAGAAGACCCGAUACGACAACGGGCACGACCUCGGUGAUGACGGAAAUUUCGAAGGCGGAGACGUCGAUGCAAACAACAUCUUCAGGGCUUUCUUCGGUGGUCAAGGAUUUACUUUUGAAUCCAAUGCAGGUUCUGCACCUGGAAAUAUGUUCUUCCAGUUUGGCUAAGAGAACUGAAUAAUGCAGCUCUUUAGUGUACAACCUCAAGAUGGAUCCACAGUCAGCUCAAAACUCACCUGUUCUUCAAAACUUUUGAAUUCUGUUCAUAUGAUAACAAAAUUAAAACAAUGCUGUUCAUUUAAGCCAUCAGAUCAUGCUGCUAUUUCAAAAGUUAAAGUUAAAAGUCCCAAUGAUCGUCACACACACAUCUGGGUGUGGUGAAAUUUCUCCUUUGCAUUCAACCCAUCCCCAUGUGAUUUUGAUCCAUCCCCUGGGGGAGAGGGGAGCAGUGAGCAGCAGCGGUGCCGCGCUCAGGAAUCAUUUAAAGUUAAGUUAAAAACAUUUGGUGAUCUAACCCCGCAAUUCCAACCCUUAAUGCUGAGUGCCAAGCAGGGAGGCAAUGGGUCCCAUUUAUAUAGUAUUUGGUAUGACCCGGCCGGGGUUUGUACCCACAACCUUCCAGUCUCAGGGCGGACACUCUACCACUAGGUCACUGAGCUGGAGCCAAGUGAUUCCUAUGUUGUGCUCCUGGAAAUAAUCCGAUUUGAUUGGUUUUAGAUAUUAAGUCGUUAUUUUUGUUUUUCUAUUUGUCCUCAUGGGAUGAGCUGUCAAUAUUAGACCUCAGGACAUCCUAACAAAUUGUCUCAUCUCUAGUCAGGCUUCUCCCUCUCCUCCAUCUUGCUGCAAUGUAUAUUUCACAUGAAUGUAAAGUUCAUAAAUGUUUCUUUUCCCUCCCUCUA